GUUCACGUUCAGCAGCUUACAAAAAUGGUCAGCCAAUCGUUAGUGAUUACCUCCGAUUACACAGCGAAGAAAGCUCUCAAAUCGUCACCGCCCAUUUCGAAUCCACCCUCUCCCGGCAUUCCGCCCACCAAUGGUUCACUCUACGGCAUUGGUAACGAAUCAGAAUUCGACCUAAGGUUCACCUACCACAACUAUGACCCGUACCGAAGUGUUAUCGAAAUUGCUAUGACUGUGUCGUUCUUGGCCGCCACCACUAACCAGCUGCGGUUGCUGAUAAGCUUCCGCGAAGCACAGGACUUCAUCGUCAGUACGAUUCUGGUCACUUUGUCGCUGAUGAUGCAGCUGGUCAUUGCGAUCAUUGUGGUGACAAUUGCGGUGAACGACCAUUUCCAAUGGACCAAGUUGAAAGCGGUUACAGCGAUGGGUGCCAUUCUGCUGACUGUGGUGAACGUUGUGAUUCCUUUUGUCGUCAACUUCGAGCACUCGCAUGUGGAUUUCACCAAAAUAUAUCCACAUUGAUGAUAAUGUGAUCUCUGAGUGAAGAAUCAACACCGUGAUUCACGUGUAACACUAAGAAUAUUCCAAUGCAUUAUAAAAUAACAGAUUUUAAAAGUAACGUCAUAGGAUCAUAAGGUUGUGAAUAAAAAAAAUACAUUUAGAUUCUAAAUACCGACUGGU
This is a messenger RNA of Armigeres subalbatus, 678 nucleotides long. RefSeq lists its product as uncharacterized. The coding region runs from base 25 to 519 and encodes 164 amino acids. Gene Ontology annotation, biological process: cell adhesion; tissue regeneration. The transcript is spliced from 2 exons. The record is from RefSeq and is a predicted model, not a curated record. Gene Ontology annotation, cellular component: membrane. NCBI's taxonomy places the organism in Eukaryota, Metazoa, Arthropoda, Insecta, Diptera, Culicidae.